This is a messenger RNA of Hypomesus transpacificus, 1699 nucleotides long. RefSeq names its product ADP-ribosylation factor-like 6 interacting protein 1 (gene arl6ip1). The record is from RefSeq and is a predicted model, not a curated record. Bases 130 to 741 code for a protein of 203 amino acids. NCBI's taxonomy places the organism in Eukaryota, Metazoa, Chordata, Actinopteri, Osmeriformes, Osmeridae. The transcript has 6 exons.
CGUUCGACCGUUGGUUAUGAACUGCAGAGAGAGGCAAGGGAAGAGGGAGUAAGUGCUGUACUCUGGGACGUUUUAAACUGAACAAAGACAUUUGACGAAACAUUUUGUAGGCUGCCACCACUGCUCGCUAUGGCUGAAGGAGACAACAAAAGCGCUAAUAUACUGGCCCACGAGACGGCCCAGCUGGAGGAGCAGCUGCAGGGCUGGGGGGAGGUGAUCCUGGCCGGGGACCGGGUCGUGCGCUGGGAGAAGCCCUGGUUCCCUGCCGUCCUGAUGGGGGCUACCACUGUCCUCUUCACGCUCAUCUACUACCUGGACCCCUCCGUGUUGACUGGGCUGUCCGGCUCCGUCAUGCUGCUGUGUCUGGCCGACUACCUGGUGCCCACCCUCGCCCCACGCGUCUUUGGCUCCAACCAGUGGACCACCGAGCAACAGCAGCGCUUCCACGAGAUCUGCGGCAACCUGGUGAAGACCCAGCGCCGCGUCCUGGGCUGGUGGAAACGCCUCUUCGCCCUGAAGGAGGAGAAGCCCAAGAUGUACUUUGCGUCGGUGAUCAGCAGCCUGCUGGCGGUGGCUUGGAUUGGGCAGCAGGUCCACAACCUGUUCCUCACCUACCUGAUUGUGAGCUUCCUGUUGCUGCUGCCUGGCCUCAACCAGCACGGAGUCAUCAGCAAGUACGCCGGCAUGGCCAAGAGGGAGAUCAACAAGCUGCUCAAACAGAAGGAGAAGAAGAACGAGUGAAGGGGGACGAGGAGGGGAGGAGGCGGGUGGAUGGAGGAGGAGGAGAGGACGGAGCCAAGGGCGCUUUACACCUCAUCUGCAGCCGAGCAAGACCAUUUUCAAACUCUGAAGGACUCUCUUCGCCUGUCUUGGAAGCCGUUCUCCUUCGGAGGGGGGGGGGGGGGGGGGGGGGGACGAAAGGGGGAAGGGGUGUCCAGUGUCCAACACCCACUCACCAUGCAGUGUACACAAGGGGGGGGGGUUUAAUCAUUGGUUUCUCACGUCAUGUCAGCAGUCACGUUUCUUAGAUCACACUGGUGAAGUGGGCGAGCACACACACACACACAGUAUGUUCUCUGUUUCUUAGACCCGUAUGAUUUUAAGAAGCCAGUGAGUCAUUCUUUGGCAUUCCCGUUUGGUUUAACCUGAAAAACAAACUACUGAGUAAACAUUUUGUUGUGAAAUUGCGUAAACGCCUCAACACCUCAACACAGAACGUCUUUGAGCCUCCGUUGAAUCAUCGCUUCGUAGCCUUCUCAUUUGUUUCUGAAAACUAUGACGGACACAAGUCACCCCCUUUCUUCUUAUUAUUUUUGGCCCCCCGCAUCUCAUUUGUUAGCUUUGCUCUGAAAGCAUCAAACAAAACUGGAUUCGAGAGAUGGGCAGACCUGUUCCCUGCGGUGUCAAUGUCGGGUUGUUAACUCUUAAGUAGGCCUACUGCUGUAACUCUGCUAGCUGGCCCCUCUGUGGCCCCUGUAGCUCCUCGCUUCUCUCCUACCCUGGUUUGGCCCUCUCUCUUCAGGGGGGAGUUGUAAAUACACCUGUCCUUAUUUCCCUUUCUUCAACAUUUUCCUGUCUGUUGUUUUUUUUGUGUGUGUUUUUGCUGUCUUGCCGUAGAUGUCUUUUUUGAACUCUGUUUUCCUGUCAUUUCACACGUUUUGGAGAUCUCUCACAGAGAAUAAAGUCUGAUUUAAACCAG